Oryzias melastigma (Indian medaka) is the source of this 974-nucleotide messenger RNA. RefSeq lists its product as uncharacterized. Lineage: Eukaryota; Metazoa; Chordata; Actinopteri; Beloniformes; Adrianichthyidae. Gene Ontology annotation, molecular function: zinc ion binding; nucleic acid binding. The record is from RefSeq and is a predicted model, not a curated record.
UCUAAAGAAAUCAAAAGGAAGAUUGGUGAUGUUGAAUUAGCAAAAGUGUUGAGGGAUGGCAAUUUGCUCCUCAUCUGUAAAAAUGAGGAAAUGCGACACAAUAUUAUGCAUGUAGACAGUAUUUGCAAGAAGGUAGUAAAGGAAAGGGUGGUAUUGGGAGGGAAGAAAGUGUCGCGUGGAGUCAUAACUGGCAUACCGGUGGAUGAGGAUCUGGACAAACUAAAGCGAAGUAUUCAGGGAGGAGACGUGACCAGGAUGAAAAGGCUCACAAGACUGGUGAACGGAGAAAGAGUCGAUAGUUUGUCUGUGUUAAUCGAGUUUGAGGGGAACAACUUACCUGACAAAAUAAAAAUCUGUUAUUUAAGCUUCAUGGUCAGGCCUUACGUGCCUCCUCCUUUACGGUGUUUUAAGUGUCAAAGAUUCGGACACGUAGCUGCAGUUUGUAGGGGUAAGCAGAGGUGUUUAAAAUGCGGAGGGGACCAUAAAAUAGAAGACUGUGCAGUCACAUCCAAAGAGAAGUGUUGUAACUGUGAAGGUGACCACAGGGUAACUUAUCCGGGCUGUGAAACCAGGAAGAGAGCUCUGGCCGUGCAACAGAUUAAGACUACGCAGAAUAUCAGCUAUGCUGAGGCGGUUAAGAAGCUUCAGAGUGAAACUCCUUCUUCCCAGACUGUCACUAAGGUGGGGUAUAAGAAAGGGGAAAGGGAAGAAUGUGAAGACUUGACAGUGGAAAAACUAAUGCUGUUUAUAGCCUAUGUGAUAAACUGUACGGAUCAGGUGAAACACAGAACUGAGAAAAUUAAGAUAAUUGUGAAGGGAGCUGAAAAAUUCUUGGGCAUGAAAUAUGGAUCCUGGGAACAAGUUCAUAAGAGACUUGAACUUGAUGGAAAGGGCAGUACUACUGGUGAGAGAACAAACUGCUAAUCCUACAGUGGAAGGCUAGAAGCUCGAUAGCCAAUGGACAGGAAUUUAAA